Molecule: messenger RNA, 2462 nt
Organism: Acanthoscelides obtectus
Lineage: Eukaryota; Metazoa; Arthropoda; Insecta; Coleoptera; Chrysomelidae
Source: the annotation of a GenBank genome assembly
CUGCUACUGUCACAGAAAAACGCCAGAAAAAGAAUCUAACCUCAAUUGUUUAUGUCAAAAUGUGAAUUUCAAAACAAGAAUUCAAAAUCCAAGAAAUCAGAAUAGAAUAUAGGUCUUAAAUAUUAGAGAGUCUCUAUUGAGGUGUUAUUUAAUGAUAUUUACAGUGAUACAUUUGUAAGAAUGAAUUUGGUAGAGGAAAAGAAAGUAGAGAUAUCAACUAAAUUGGAGAAGGAGCAGGCUAAUUUAAAAUUGCUACAAGAAAGACUAGCUAAAAGUGCUCAAAUUACUAAAGGCAUAGGACAUAUACUGAAUACAUUUGAACAACGGCUAUCCAGGCUUGAAGAUACAAUUUUGCCUGUAUAUAAUGAUACUGAAAAUCUUGAAAAAGCGCGCAGCAAUAUUGAUCAUACAUUGCAGCUGCUAGAUAAUGUAAUAAACUAUUAUGAUGUUUCUAGUGAUGUGGAAAACAUAAUAGAAAAGGGCCCAGGUGAAGGUGGCAUAGAUUUGGAUACAUAUUUGAAUGCCCUUAACCGAUUGGCUAGUGCAAAAAAGUAUUUUGAGAAAAAUAUUCCACAGAGUGUGGAACUGAUCAAUGUUUCAUCAUUCUUCCACAAAGGCAGUGAUAAAUUGAAUGCAGAGUUCAAGACAAUUUUAGACAAGUAUAAUACACCUAUUUUGCCUGUGGUACUUUUGGACGUUAUAAGUUUUGAUGACCUUGGCCCAAAAGACUUGAAAGUAAGCCCCAAGCAAAUUCCAGAAGAAGCAAAGAUACAGCUGAUUCGUAUUGCAUCCUGGCUUCUGGACCAUGGUAGAGAUGAGUACUUGACUGUAUAUGGAAAAGUUAGAGGUGGUGUCCUGCAGAGGUCUCUCACCUUGCUUAGGAAUCAUCAAAAGUCCAUCAGUGGGGGCAGCGUCCAUGGUACUACUAGCUCUCCAAUGCUGAAGCCUAAGUUUGGAGCUCGGCAUGAAGCGACGAGAAAACCGUCCACGCGCCGACUGCAUCAGGUGUUUGAGAGAAAAGCUAACAGAAUGUUGCUGAGAGCAUCACAAACAUUUGAACACUCAACUGGUCUCACUUUAGGAGGUAGAAGGGCUUCUCAUUUAGAUACCUCUUACACUGGAGAAGAGAUUGAUAAUGAACAAGAAAUGGAGAACUAUCUCGUUUGUGUCAUCGCGUUACACAAAUUGAUGCAAAUUGAACAACAAUUGAUGAAAGACAUCAUCACCCCAGCUCAUCAACCGCGGGUGUUUGAACUGAUUGUCAGAGAAGCGAUGGAUACCAUCGUACAGGAAGGAGAGAAUAUCGUGGCGAGGGCGAAAAAGUGUAUAGCUAGACACGAUUUUGCCACAGUUCUCGUCGUAUUUCCGAUAUUGAAGCAACUAAGGUCUCUAAAACCGGACUUUGAAAGAACUGUAGAACAAUAUGAUUUGAAUGUCAAGUUGAAGUUUGACCAGAUUCUUCAAAUGCUGCAUUCAACAGGUUCAAAGGCACUGGAAGACUUUAUAGAAAGCAUUCGUUCAGAUUCUGUUACUCAGUUGCCAAGUGACGGCACCGUUCAUGAGACGACUAGCAAUGUCAUAAUGUUCUUGGAGCAGUUGCUAGACUAUAUGGAUACUAUAGGAAUAGUUCUAGAGCUGGAUCCUAAUUAUGCUAAAAAAUUUAAACCUGGAGAUUGCAAGGCUUUGCUGGGGCUAUACGUUAGUAAGUGUUUUAAAUACGUAUGAUUAUAAAUAUAAAUACACCUUGCAAUAAUGCCAUGUCUAAUCAUCAUUAUUCUGUUCCAGAAAAAGUGUUAGUUCAGCUAAAUCUUACUUUGAUCAGUAAAAGCGAACAGUAUAGUGAUUCUGCCCUUAAAGCACUGUUUCGUUUAAACAACAAUAAUUACAUUUUGAAGUCAUUGCAAAGAAGCAAUUUGAUGGAGCUUUAUCUUUUAUCUGAACCCAAUUGUGAAGAGUACUACUAUAAUUCUAUCCAGGAGAAUAAGAAGGCAUACUCCCAAAGUUGGAAUAAAUUGCUAAAUUACAUAAGCAGUGAUGAUCCAGCAUUGCAUUUUCACAGUGAUCGAUUGAAAGACAAAGAAAGGGCUGUUCUAAAAGAAAAAUUUGCUGGUUUUAAUAAGGAAAUAGAAGAAAUUUCGAAAGUGCAGAGAGGGUAUUCUAUCCCAGAUAUAGAGUUGAGAGAGAGCAUCAAGAGGGAUAACAAGGAGCUUAUAAUACCAAAGUAUAAUGCGUUUUACAACAGGUACGCGUCGAUGCAGUUCACGAAAAAUCCAGAGAAGUACAUAAAGCACAAACCAGACGAAGUGUCGGCGGUCAUUGAUCGAUUUUUCGAUGUUGCUGCUUAAAUAUUAUUAUAGUGGUGGUCUUGUAAGAUGUUAUAAUUUAUUAUCAAAUGAUAAACAUAAGUACUAAAAAGCUUUAUUGUAUGGUAUUACCAAAAUACAAUCGCAUAAUAUAUAUUG